AAGAGGCAGGAGAAGAUUGACACCUUUUCCAAGAGAAAUCCUUGUUGCUGUGUGCCAUGUACAUAAAGACAAGCUGGACAGGGUAAACAGAAAAAGGGUUGCUGAGCAGUUUGUCUCUUGUAAGGAGAGCAGAAAGAGCUCUUUUGGUUCUUAUAAAUGAGAGAUAUAGUUGAUAAUAUAUUAUUUGGUCAGUUGUUGUUGUUGGUUGCAUUUAUAUAUGUACAUAGCUGUUUAUAUUUUUGUUCUGAAUAUACAGUAUGUUGUUUGUAUGAAAUGUUGUCUGUAUAUUUGGAGUAACAAAAUAAUUUCUCCGAGAUUAUUAAAGCAUUUCUGAUUCUAAAUCGUUAGCAAGUCUAGCAAGUGUGUUCUGAGGUUGUUUUUAGCAUCACUAUCACUCAUUUAAAUUGAAAGCUUUUUAUAUCUUGUAUGUUAAUACCUUUUGUACCCUUCUGUCAUUGUAUUUAUCAUUUUUAUUGUUAACAAACAAACCACAUUCAUCCCCCACACUUUUGAAAACGCUUGCCAGCGCAGGGGUGCUACUGCUUAACAGCAUGAUUAUAGUUGUGCACGCAUCUUUCACGUAAGUACUACAGUGGAAAAAAUGUUGUGCAACCCUACGAAAUAUAGUCCACACAUGACAAAUGAGGUAAAAAAUCAAUAUUUCAGAAUAAUUCAAACUCAGCUAUUGGUGUGUGAUAUCUGAGUUUUAACUAUUUGACUACAAAUCUCACAUUCCUUCCAAUGAUUAUUUCCAGGAUAAACUGAGAUGCCCUCAAGCUGGCUUCUUAAAACUGACUAAAUAUUUAAAAAGAGCCAAAAGCGGCUCUUUGAAAGGAAUGGAUCGCCAAGAUCCGAAUCCCCUCAAAGAGCCAUAAAUCCAUCACUAGCAGAAAGCAAAGGGAAAGCCCGUAGUUUUUUUUUUUUUUUCCAGGAUGCACCUGUGACCGUUGUGUCGGAGUACAUGUGCGUUUCCACAAGACAAGGUGGUGUUCGGAAUCGAAAACGCACUCCCUACUCAUUGGAUGACUUCAAGCCUGAGGUGUUACAGAGACAACCUUGGUGCACACUCACUUGGAGGGUUUGUGGAGAGUUUCUCUAGUACACAUGUCUGCAGGUUCUGUCUUGGAGAACGAACACAAAUCCAAACACAUCGAUGUCUCAUCCUGCUAAACUUCGGAUCAUACUUAAGGACCAUGACAUUCGAAAACUGGAUUUACCACAUGGAAUCCCUGAAACAGUGGAUGAACUUGAAUGUAUUGUGAGAGAGACUUUUGAGCUUGAUGGAAACUUUACUUUGCAUUAUAAGGAUGUAGACUUUGGAGAGGAAUAUUUUUCUCUGACGUCAACAAGCGACAUCAAAGACAAGGACACAAUCAAGGUGGUUCAGAUUGUUGAACCUCCCUCAGUUACUCUGACAUUUAGUGAUGUCGACAGCUCAUUUGACUGUGCAUCAGAGACCUCGGGUAACAUUUCAGCGUCCGUAGAGAAACUGAGCAGGCCCUGUGGCAGCAGUAGCUCAUCUGGAUCUCAGGAUAUAGUAAUUCUGUCAUCACCUGAACAUAUAAAUCAACGUUUACAGCGCUGGCCUACUAAUUUUCCUGUUCCUCGCUUUGCCUAUGAAACAGAGCUUUUACUUGCUUCAGCAAAUGAAACUUUCAAAAAGGAUGGAACUAAACUGAACUUUACUGCAGUUCUUUCAGACAUCCUUGAGAAACUGGCUGAAACAAUUUUUCAGUAUGUUGCCUACCCAACAAGUGCACAGUUGUCUGAUGUUGCUGAAGCUCUUGUUCAAGAACAUCCAUGCCUAAAAGAACCAGGAUCCUAUAAUGGGUUUUAUGGAUGGCAACAAAGACUGAAAUAUAAAAUGGGCAAUUAUAGAAGUAAACUCAGAGGGCUUGGGUGCCCUGAGCUUGAUGUGAACUCUCUCAAAAGAAAACAAGCACAUGAGAGGACACCUUCAAAGAAUGUCAAAAAGCCUAGAAAGGCUGAGGUGAACUACUUGCCACCUUUCCCACCUGGAGAAACAGAAGAAAGUUUGGAAACGGAAAGAUUACAACUGCUCGAUGAAGUAAAGAAGAGGAACAACUGCCGGAUCAUCGGUAAAAAAAUGGCAAAAACAUUCUCUUUUCGCAGACAAGAAGUUGUCAAUCUGGCACCACCUGUCACUGACUUCAGAAACAGAUGGCCUGCACUUUUUGAUGCAGCACAGAUAAAUGACGAAUUCCAAAGGAUCACUACUGUCAAUCUGGAAACCACGUUCAUGUCAAAACUGGACCAGUAUUGCCCGAAAAUAAUGUCCAUGGUAUCAUCAAGAGGAGGGGCUAUAAAAAUGAAGAUCCAGCGCAUAAGGGACAUGAUUCAAGGGAGUUCAGUGGAAAUGAGGAGAGAGGCCGCUAUCCGUUGCCUAAUGGUGCAUCUGAAAGAGAGAGAAGAGGAUCUCUUUAGAGAAAAUGUGGAUGGUAAGGGGCAGUUUCCCAAAGAAGUGGUAAAGAUCGUGGUCACCAGAGCUGCAGCAAUAUCUGACCCAGCCGUCGCUAAAAUUGUCAUUGAAGGAACAGAUGUCCUAGAAGACCUUAAUGUGCCCAGAGCCUGUGCCUUACUGAUGGGCCUGAUAUAUGCUCUCAAUCUGAGCUACCCAAAAGAAGUAAAGAACACUCUUGAAGUAUUCCAGAAAGUUUUCUUGGAACUUGAUGGGCUUAAAGCCAGCCCAAGGGUAAUGUCUCUAAAGUGUAAACUGCUCUCGUAAAACAAAUGUAAAUUAGGCUGCAGUGUUCUGAUGCGCCUCUUCAUAUUGUUCGUUUCUUGACACCUUGACACACACUGCUGAUUACCUGGACCAGGUGUGUUCAGUCAAUUAGGAGCUGAAUGAUACCAAUUUAUUUUGUCUUUCCCUAUUCCACACUCUUCUGAGAUCAUAUCUUCCAACUUCUGAUUGGCUGAACACACCUGGUUCAGAUAAUUUGCAUACUACAUAUACUUUUUUUUUUUUUUUUUUUUACUGAGGUUAUUGUGGGUGGAGGAGUUAUAGUAGUGUAUUAAGCUCUCUUGUUUUUGGCCCACUCAUUUAGUAUUUAUGGAAUAGAUGCUGUAGAUGUAUUAAUGUCAUAGGUUUACAAUACUAAUAAAUAAUGUAUUAUUUGGAAUUUUUUGCAAUAUACUGUUUAAUCUG
Molecule: messenger RNA, 3169 nt
Organism: Clarias gariepinus (North African catfish)
Lineage: Eukaryota; Metazoa; Chordata; Actinopteri; Siluriformes; Clariidae
Product: sterile alpha motif domain-containing protein 3
Exons: 8
Coding region: 1154-2746 (530 amino acids)
Source: RefSeq, a predicted model, not a curated record